GCUGCAGCCGGAUCCGGAUGCGGCGCUGUGACCGGCCGGGAGACUGACGCGCCUGGAGGGGAGCGUGGAUCGCUUCGGUGUGAUUUUACUGGAAAGAUGAAACCCGAUGAAACGCCUAUGUUUGACCCAAGUCUGCUUGAAGAAGUGGACUGGAGUCAGAAUACAGCCACAUUUUCUCCAGCCAUCUCUCCAAAGAAUCCUGGAGAAGGCUUGGUUUUGAGGCCUCUUUGUACUGCAGACUUGAAUAAAGAAUCUUUUGAGCAUAUGAAGAAGUCUGGGGAUUACUAUGUUACAGUUGUGGAAGAUGUGACCCUAGGACAAAUUGUUGCUACGGCAACUCUGAUAAUAGAACAUAAAUUUAUCCAUUCGUGUGCUAAGAGAGGGAGAGUAGAAGACGUCGUUGUUAGUGAUGCAUGCAGAGGGAAGCAGCUCGGCAAACUGUUAUUAUCAACUCUGACUUUGCUAAGCAAGAAGCUGAACUGUUACAAGAUCACCCUUGAAUGUCUACCACAAAACGUUGGCUUCUACCAAAAGUUUGGCUAUACAGUGUCUGAAGAAAAUUACAUGUGUCGGAGGUACCUAAAGUAAAGAACACAGUCAAGAUAAUGCUCCGGGGCUUUCCUGUUCAUCUGUUGCUGCAGCCCAGUGAGCUCCAUUCCUUCUAGACUGGAAGCAACCGUAGCAGUGACACAAGAGCAUGCCUGUGCUGCUGCGACUGCUCUGCGUCACAAGAAUACACAUGAUCAUAAAGGGGUGAUUUUUAACCAAAGGAAUAUAUUUUCAACUUGAAUCUUUUCUUGCAUUGUAUUUUUCUAAAGUUUGUCUUCAUUUCUGAAGUAGUCAAGAGUAAGGGUGGUAAAGAGUUGUAUCUGCUCUGUGCUGCUCAUUUUUAAAUGUAUGUAUAUAUACUGAAUAAGGCUUUUAUCACAUGAAAUUAUCUUUGCCUCAUUUACCUAAAUAGACUUAAGGGUGCAUCAUUUCUCACAUUAUAGGGAGUUGGACACAUCUAUUGUUAUAACUAGAUCAUCUAAACAUUGCUGAUCCUAAUACUCCACAUACUUGGACAAGGUACAACAGCUGAAAUAACUAUUUUACUAAGUGUUGGUACAGUUCUGUGCAGACACCACACCACCUGUCUCAUCUGUCAAGUGAUGUCAGAAUUCCCAAGGGCAGGUCUAGAGACCCACGGUUCUUUCAUCAGUGGGUGAGCACCCUGGUUUCCAUAUCAUGGGCAUCUGAAGCUUUUGAGCUGCCAAAAAAAAAAAAAAGUGUGGUACCGUCUUUGUUCCAUCCUUAAAAAAAAGUAGCUUUUCUAUUUAUAUGAUUAUAAUGGUAUUAUUCUGAUCAUUGUCCUGCUUUAUUUAUUUUAAUGAUUUUUAAAGGUAGAAUUAGACACUUUUUAACAAUGGUUCUAAUCAUUUUUGUAUUCCAUGUUAUUUACAUUAAACUUGUUUAUAUGAAUAGUCUCAUU
This is a messenger RNA of Microtus oregoni (creeping vole), 1471 nucleotides long. Its product is annotated as glucosamine 6-phosphate N-acetyltransferase-like. The transcript has a single exon. Lineage: Eukaryota; Metazoa; Chordata; Mammalia; Rodentia; Cricetidae. Bases 97 to 588 code for a protein of 163 amino acids. Gene Ontology annotation, cellular component: endoplasmic reticulum-Golgi intermediate compartment; endoplasmic reticulum; Golgi apparatus. Gene Ontology annotation, biological process: UDP-N-acetylglucosamine biosynthetic process. The record is from RefSeq and is a predicted model, not a curated record. Gene Ontology annotation, molecular function: monosaccharide binding; glucosamine 6-phosphate N-acetyltransferase activity.